AUGGGUAGUGAAUUACGUAGAUGGACAUCCGUCGCACUAUUCAUUUUUAGUUUACUUUCCUGCACUACAUCGGCAACUGAAAAAGAAAAAUUAUUGGUGUGGAUUCAAGAGCACAGUGAUAUGUUUGUCAUGUUAAAGCAUUGGAAUGAUUUACCUCUAAUAUCCACUGCAUGGAAACGACUAAAGACGACUUCUCAGGUGCAGGAAGACCGCAAAAAUUUCAUAAAGAACGUUGAAAGUUUUCUUGAGCUUUUCGGAGAUGAUUUAAAAAUCAAGGCAGACAGCAACAGUUCACAAAAUGUUCAAAUACCUAAACUCAAUGCAACUAUGGAAGUUGCCUUGUCUCGUGAAAACUCAACGUCCGGAUCUGAGUUGAAAGACAACGCAAUGACGUCAGUAGACGGGGAUAAAAGCGUUAGUUUAAAAAACGAAACAGAUACCAAUCGAGCUACACAUUUCGAAAUAGAAGCUUUCAAGUGUGAAAAUGUCACAACAAUAACUGUCAACAAAAAUGUUUCCUUAAAUUCGUGCACCUGCAAUGAUUCUCAACAAUUUGACCAAAGAUCUUUCUUACGGGAUUACGAGGACGAGAAACGCUGGUUGCGAAGUCAGCUAAUUCCGUUGAAUUAUCUGUUUGAAAAACUUAAAACGGUUGAAGACAGUUUUACGAAUUUACAGCGAGUCGACUGUACAAACGCGAUAAAGAAGGAUGAGACAAAUAGCAAUACGACCUCAAGCGCUGAUACCGGGGCAGGUAAUCCAGAUGUCCACCAAGUUCUUUUGCGGCUUGAGAACCUUGAAAAGCUAAGCAAGACGUUUUCUAAAGAAUAUGAAAAUCUCACUGCGGCAAUCGCGUUAAUGCAAGAGACCGCUAAGGCAACAAGCGAGAAUUUUGAAUUGCUUUCAAGCCGCGUGUCGGAACUUGCAGUUUCCAAGACUGCUUUAGCCGAGCGCAAUAACACGGAAGACGUAGAAUACUGCCCAGAACACUUAGAUGAACGGGUCCCUUGCGCCGAAGUUGGCAAUUCUUGCUACUGUUUUUCCAAGUUACAAAAAAAUUGGACAUCCGCGCAAGAAUUUUGUCGAAAAAAUGACAUGUACUUGUUGAGCCUUGAAACGCAGAACGAAACUGAUUUCAUUAAUAACUACAUUAAAAAUUCAGGGUUGCCAAAAGAUUUUUACUGGACAUCAGGAAGCGAUGAAGCUAUUGAAGGUCAAUGGGUUUGGACUUCGACGCUAGAAAAUGUGACCGUCACAAACUGGAGGAACAACCAGCCAGAUGGUGGGAAAAAAGAAAACUGGGUAUCACUGCCUGGGGAGAAUUUUCCAAUGACAUUUCGCAGGGAUUGAGAAAUGUCAAGGAGACUUCCACCUUCCAAACAAUUGAGGAAAAGGUGGAGGAGGUUUCCAAGGCGAUUUCUAGUGCUCCCUUGUA
This is a messenger RNA of Daphnia carinata, 1435 nucleotides long. Its product is annotated as C-type lectin domain family 4 member F-like. Gene Ontology annotation, cellular component: external side of plasma membrane. Gene Ontology annotation, molecular function: carbohydrate binding. The record is from RefSeq and is a predicted model, not a curated record. The coding region runs from base 1 to 1350 and encodes 449 amino acids. The transcript is spliced from 10 exons. Lineage: Eukaryota; Metazoa; Arthropoda; Branchiopoda; Diplostraca; Daphniidae. Gene Ontology annotation, biological process: biological process involved in interspecies interaction between organisms.